AUGCAACGCCAACCACUCACCCUGAACCUGGACAGUCUCCCCUCGCCGCGACCGACCACGCGCGAAGGCGACAUUUCCGCGACCAUCAGCGCCCUUCCUCAACCCGCCGCCAAGGACAAGGAUCGCAAGUCGUCCUUCUCCCGAAAAGCAACGUCCUUUACCAAUGCUGCCCGCCGGCGCGGCAGCUCCAACACCACCGACGCCUCCUCCGCCUCCGCGCCCUUUAUCACCGACGCCACAGCGCCUCCAGCGCUCCCCGACUACGCGCUCCCCAACGCAGCCAAGCUCACGCCACGCGCCGAGAUUGAGGACCCCUUUCGAAGCGCGGCCUCACCGCCAGACCCCGUCAAGAUGCUCUCCAGGACAGCGACAGGUGCCAGCAUGCCCCCUCCCCCGACCCCCAUCGGUGGCGGCGGCGGGUUCUGGCAGGGGAGUGAAGGGACCAGCGCCGGGUACAAGCACAUGCAAGACACGAUUCGAAAACGAAUGGCGACAAUGGACUACCUGCGGAAAGCGCACGCCGGGCGGUGCUACUGGUUCAACGCAUAUCUCAUGGACAAGUCGGAUCUGCACCGUGCGUUUGACCAGCGCAAGCUGGCGAGGCGAGCGACGAAUUACCUGCUGCUAGGCCUCUCGCUGCCGGUGCUGGCCGACCUGUACUCGAGCAGCCCUGUCGAGUUCCUGAGGGCGUUUACGGGGCUGCUUAACGAAUUCGAAUCCUUUCAGCAGCUGCGAAAUGAUUCCUCUGCGUCCGCCAUCUCGCGCGCCAGGCUGCCCACUAUGUUUCGUCGGCCAGGCGGGAAAUCGCGACGCUCGACAUCGGCGGCAGAGGAGGAUUCGUCAUCGUACCCCUUGAGCUCGGGCAGCCUCCCCUCUGCGCCCGCGCCGAGCGUCAUGAACUUUGCGGCGUCCGAAUCCGACCUGCUGCCCGGCGAGGAGUACACGUAUCUGCUGACGCCGUCGCUCCCCUUUGAGCCUGAUUACUUUGAGACGUUUGCCACGCUGUGCGAUGCGCUGAGCGACGUGUACAACAGAAUACUCAUGCUGGUGCCCACCACGAGCGGGUGUACGCCGGUCGUCAUGGAGCAGUUUGCAAAGGCGGACACGCGGGUGCGGAAGAUUCUAGUGGCGGGCGUUGUGAAGGAGUUUGAGGAGAGUAGCCGGGCCAAUAUCAAGGCCGAGGUUGCGAGUGUUGGCAAAGUGGUCCUGGGAGGCUUGAUGUAA
This is a messenger RNA of Emericellopsis cladophorae, 1224 nucleotides long. RefSeq lists its product as uncharacterized. Bases 1 to 1224 code for a protein of 407 amino acids. The record is from RefSeq and is a predicted model, not a curated record. NCBI's taxonomy places the organism in Eukaryota, Fungi, Ascomycota, Sordariomycetes, Hypocreales, Bionectriaceae. The transcript has a single exon.